Messenger RNA from Python bivittatus (Burmese python), 1646 nucleotides. NCBI's taxonomy places the organism in Eukaryota, Metazoa, Chordata, Lepidosauria, Squamata, Pythonidae. The record is from RefSeq and is a predicted model, not a curated record.
GAAGCAAACUGCUGAUUUUGGUGCUGUGCUUGAACUUCCCGCCGGAAGUGGAAUUGUGUCCUGGAGCAUGCGUGUGUUACAGUGAACCCAAAAUCACCAUCAGCUGCCCGCAGCAAGGGCUUGGCACCAUCCCCGUUGAGAUCCCAGUACAGACCCAGCGGAUUUUCCUGCACAACAACAGAAUAAGCCUGAUCCAGUCCACCAGCUUCACCUUCUGCCACAAUAUGUCCAUCCUGUGGAUCCACUCCAAUAACAUUAGUCUCAUUGAACCCAGGGCAUUCUAUGGACUCGACAAGUUGGAAGAGCUUGACCUCAGUGACAAUGUGAACCUGAAGUCCAUCAACCCUUCUACCUUCCAAGGCCUUGUCCACCUGCAUACUUUGCACCUUGACCGCUGCGGGCUCCUGGAGCUGUCCACGGGGCUUUUUCGGGGGCUUUUCUCCUUACAGUAUCUCUACCUGCAGGACAACAAUCUGCAGGAGCUUCUAGAUGACACAUUUCUGGACCUUGCCAACCUCACCUAUCUGUUUUUGCAUGGAAACAAGAUUAAGAGUUUGUCGGAAAAUGUGUUUCGGGGGUUGAUGAACCUGGAUAGGCUGCUGUUGCAUCAGAACAGGGUUAGCGUGGUCCAUAACAGGGCAUUCCAUGACCUUGGUAAAGUAAUGACCUUGUACCUUUUUAAUAAUAACCUGACGGUGCUGACGGGGGAGACCAUGGCUCCCCUGGGAUCUCUCCAGUACCUCCGACUGAACGGCAACCAGUGGGUGUGUGACUGCCAGGCCCGAUCCCUCUGGGAUUGGUUUAAACAGUUCAAAGGCUCUUCCUCCGAACUGGAGUGCCACUUACCUGCUCACCUGGCAGGGAGGGACCUCAAGCGCCUGCAGAGCGCGGACCUGGAGGGCUGCAUCGACUCCUUCAACCAGAUCAGAACGAGCGUGUUCAGCACCAAGACCAGGUCUGGCAAGCUGCCCACGGCCGACCCGCCUCUCGGUCCCCGUGACAACGCACAGAAAUGCUGCCAGCCGGAGAUGGAUAAGUCGUUCAUUUACGAAGCCAAAGCCAAGGCGGGCCCUUCUUCACACAGCAACCGGGCUUCCCCUAACAACCCACUCAAGGAUAAGGAAAACAUGGCCAAAACCAAGCAUCAAGCCGAGACGGAUCUGCCCAAAAAUGGCAGCAACAAGCACUUCAACGACUCGCCCUUUGGCACCUACCCCAGCGCGGCCGGCCCCCCCUUGACCAACUUGAAACCUGAGUUCUUGGGCCCUGUGGAGCCUUCCACCCCCCCAACAAAAAAGAGGCAGGGAUGCUCUAGGAGGAACAAGUCCAGGUCGCAGUGCCGCGUGGUGCAGCCGGCUCCCAGUGCCGCCGCCCCCCCAGCCAUCCCAAGCCUUUUGCUGCCCCCCCUGAUGUGGAGUCUGUUUUGCCUCUGUUGAAAUCAGGCCUUUGCUUUCGGGAGGGGCUCUUGGCUUUACGAGAGAAACAGGUUUUUUUGCUUUUGUGUUCUUAAGGAAAUGCAAAGCCUCUGCCCCAGAUGUGAAUAAGAAGGUAAAGCUAUGCCCAGAGAAAACGUUGUGAUGCUAAACAUUUACUGGAUGCCUUUAUAAAAACUCUCUCUCUCUCUCUCUCACACACACACACAAAUC